AUGGAUACAGCCGGCAGGCUGUUGCGAUGGGCAAUAGAGCUGUCGGAGUACGAUCUUGAGUUUCACCCGCGCAAUGCAAUAAAAGCACAAGCCUUGGCCGACUUCGUAGUUGAAGCAUCCUAUCAAGAGGAUGAAACCAAAGCAGAAUCCUGGGAAGUAUCAGUAGACGGGUCAGCCGCUCAGUCGGGAGCGGGAGCCGGCGUUGUCAUGACCUCUCCGACAGGAGGUAAGUUCGAAUACGCAAUCAGAUUCACUUUCGCAGCUUCGAACAACGAAGCAGAAUAUGAAGCAGCCAUUGCAGGGGUACAACUAUGUUUGUUGGCAGACGCCAAGAGGAUAGUAAUGACAACAGAUUCUCAGUUGGUGGCAAAUCAGUUUUCGGGAGAGUAUGAAACAAAAGAGCCGUCAAUGCGGCGGUAUCAAGAAAAACUGAAGACGCUGACAGCGAAAUUAGAGGCUUUUGAGAUCAAAUUGGUCCCCAUAGCGUUGAACAUUGACGCAGACAGCCUAGCAAAACUGGCCAGUUCGAAAGCAAUCGAGCUCAGCCGAUCAGUAAUGAUAGAAAUCAUGCACAGAAGGAGUACGGAAGAAAAAAGAAAAGAAAUAAUGGUCAUCAUGGCAAACAAAGAGUGGUACGACGAUAUCUGGACGUACAAGACGACUGGAGUGCUCCCGGCCGAUAUCAGGGAGGCAAAGAAAAUCAAAAAAGACAUUUGCUGGUACGUCAUAUAUCAGGGACAACUCUAUAAAAGAGCAUUCAGCCUCCCCCUGCUGCGGUGUUUGACGGCAUACGAAUCCGCAAGAUUAAUCGAAGAAAUGCAUGAAGGAAUAUGCGGAAACCAUGUAGGAGGAAAAACACUCGCUUUGAUCUGCCAAAGACAAGGUUACUACUGGCCAACCAUGCUCGAAGACGCACAGAGCUACGUCAAGAAAUGUGAAAAAUGCCAGCUGUUUGCCCCAGUAAUACGUAUGCCAGCAAACGACUUGAUGCCCAUUCUGAAUCCAAUUCCAUUCGCCCAGUGGGGAAUGGAUAUUGUAGGACCCUUCACAACAGCCUCAGGAGACUACCGGAUCAAGUUCGCAUACGCUUCAGUCUGCCACCCACAGAGCAACGGGCAAGCCGAGGCUGCAAACAAACAAAUACUCGUAGCCCUUAAGAAAAAGCUGGAUGAGUUCAAGGGCAAGUGGGCAGACACAGUCCCAGAGGUUCUAUGGGGUAACAGAACGACGGUUAAAGAAGCAACGGGAGAGAGCCCUUUCAAACUAUGCUUCGGAUCAGAAGCAGUCAUACCAGCUGAAGUAGCACUACUCACCUUCCGCAUCCAGCAUUAUGAAGAACAGGGAAACGACAGCUUACUCAGACACCAGCUGGAUUUCUUACCAGAGGUCAGACUGCAGGCGGAAAUUAAGUCGGCCGCAUACAAGAACAGAAUGAGCAGGGCCUACAACAAGCGAGUAAAGCAUAGGAAUCUAGAGGUAGGCAACCUUGUACUUCGCCGGACGGCAGCAACCGGCAAAGCUCAAAAACAAGGAAAACUGACUACAAAUUGGGAAGGGCCCUACCAGAUAUGGGAAGAAGUGGUAGCUGGAUCAUACAGACUAAUGGAGAUGGAUGGAACACCGCUGAAGAACUCAUGGAACGCAGAUGCUUUAAGAAAAUUCCAUGUAUGA
Molecule: messenger RNA, 1671 nt
Organism: Spinacia oleracea (spinach)
Lineage: Eukaryota; Viridiplantae; Streptophyta; Magnoliopsida; Caryophyllales; Amaranthaceae
Exons: 2
Coding region: 1-1671 (556 amino acids)
Molecular function (GO): RNA-DNA hybrid ribonuclease activity; nucleic acid binding
Source: RefSeq, a predicted model, not a curated record